This is a messenger RNA of Cucurbita moschata (crookneck pumpkin), 1038 nucleotides long. RefSeq names its product bZIP transcription factor 17-like. Gene Ontology annotation, molecular function: nucleic acid binding; DNA-binding transcription factor activity; zinc ion binding. Bases 1 to 1038 code for a protein of 345 amino acids. Gene Ontology annotation, cellular component: endoplasmic reticulum membrane; nucleus. The record is from RefSeq and is a predicted model, not a curated record. The transcript is spliced from 4 exons. Lineage: Eukaryota; Viridiplantae; Streptophyta; Magnoliopsida; Cucurbitales; Cucurbitaceae.
AUGACUAGCAACAACAAGCUUUCCCAAAAUUUAGAAAAUGUGUUGUCUGUCAAAGAUCAAAGGAGACAGAAUUUUCAUUCAAAGGUUUCAUCAAGCAAUGAGAAUCAAUUCAGAACUGAGGAGUCGUCAAAGAAGCCAUUUAAAGCUUGUUACAAGUGUGGAAAACCUGGCCAUUUUAAACGAGAUUGUCGGGUGAAAGUGCCAACAAAUGUGACUUCAGCCGUACAUCAAGAUGAUGUCUCUGCAAAUGCUCAUGUCUUUAUAGACUACAAUGAAGAAUGGAUUGUCGAUUCUGGUUGUUCUUAUCAUACAAUUGGAAACGAAACUGAGGAACUGAAGAAAACGAGUGAUCAACUGAGUGCAUCUGAAUCACACAAAAAGCAAGCCCAACAGGAAGCAGAAGAAGCAAAGAAACUAUCAAAUAUGUCUGCAAAGCUUGAAGAAUUCAUUAUCAUGGCUGACCAAGAAGCUGUUGGGGGCGCUACUGUUUGUGUUUGCAACCCUGCAUGCUCUCCAGGAUCCAGGAGCUCUGUGGUUUUAUGCAAGGAGUCCCCCGAUGAAGAGCAUGGUAGCGAUGGUAGUGAUCAUGAAUUCUCAGGCGAGCCAACAUCGUCUCAAGGCUCGGGUUCUGAAAAUUUUGAUUCUGGCGUCUCUGAGGGAAUGAAUUGCCUAUCUUCUAAUGCAGAUUAUUAUGAUGUUAUUGUCGAACAGAAGAUUAAAUCAGAAGAAAUAGGGAAAUUUUGUAUGACAAAGAGGAAGAAAGAACAGAAUGAAGGUAACGCGGAUUUGAGAUCUUCCAAAUAUCAAAGGUCAUUUGUUCCGGCAGAAACUACCAAUCCCCAAUUGAAUUCCUGUGCUGUAAAUGAGGACGAAGAGAAGAGGAAGGUGAGGUUGAUUAGGAAUCGAGAGAGUGCGCAGCUAUCCAGGAAAAGGAAAAAACAAUAUGUGGAGGAGUUGGAGGACAAAGUGAGAAUCAUGCAUUCAACCAUUGCUGGAUUGAAUAAUAAGGUAUCGUAUAUGUUGGCUGAGCAGCUCUGA